UCUAUCCGUGCUCCUUACCUCUCUUCCUUACUCUCUCAUCAUGCCUCAUCUGUCUCUAGCAUCCGUCCUACCCUGAAAUCAUCACCCACCAUGUUCCCUACGAAUCUUCCCUUAUCUACUUUUUCCACUACCCUUUUUUUCCAUUACCUCUUUGAGCGAGAUGCGUUUGAAUCUUCAUUGAUUUUUUUUCUCUCGUUCUUCCUUCUUUUUCCAUGUAGACAUUUACCGUGCAACGAUGGUAGGAUUGUUCCACUAAUAGAUCAGUCUAUGUCCGGUCCGUCUCAAAUCGAGAUUCUGGCAAACCAUCGGGAGCUAAGGAGUUUAUGUUAUUCGUUGGUACAGAAGCCACGGUUGGGGUAAAAGAUAUGGGGAGCAGCUCCACCGGUCGUGCGGGCGAGGCAAGAGGAGGAUGUCAAGAUACGGAAACUAUGUGUGGGUGGAUGAGAGAAGGAUUCUCCUGAGA
Molecule: messenger RNA, 463 nt
Organism: Aspergillus brunneoviolaceus CBS 621.78
Lineage: Eukaryota; Fungi; Ascomycota; Eurotiomycetes; Eurotiales; Aspergillaceae
Exons: 2
Coding region: 91-360 (89 amino acids)
Source: RefSeq, a predicted model, not a curated record